AAAAACUUUCCAACCAAAUUAGGCCCAAAGAAAAGCACAACGCUUGACAUGACUUGACUUGCUCAGCUUGUCUAGAAACUGGUAACUCUUCACAACCACAUUAAUUCCCUAUGAUUUUUUCUGUAAUUCGUAUCAUCACCCAACCUCAAAAAUCUAGCAACCGAAUUAGAUCCAGAAACAGUUUCCACAAUCCAUUUUUCUUCUAGUCCAAUAUCCUUCUCUUGGAUUUUCUCUCUACUUCAAGUCUCUUGAUUCCUUUCUCAAACAUAUUGACCAUGGCUUUCGUUGCAGAGGCUGCUCUCUCUGCUUCCUUUGACUUGUUGUUGGCCAAGAUUUCCUCUUCCGACUUCAACUUUGUCACUGAGAAGCGGGUUCGCGAGGAGAUUGAGAACUGGAAAAAGACAUUGGAGAUCAUCCACGCAGUCCUUGCUGAUGCAGAGGAGAAGAAAAUGAAGAACAAGGCUGUGAAGAUUUGGCUGGCUGACCUCCAAGACUUGGCUUAUGACGUCGAUGACAUCUUGGACGAGUUUGCCACUGAAGCUUUGGGGCGUAAGUUGAUGAAAGCACAUCAGGCCAGCACUAGUAAGGCACAAAAAUUCCUUACUAGUUUAAAUCCACGUUCCAUCAUGUUUAACACUAAGAUGAUGUCCAAGAUCAAAGAGAUUACAGGAAGGUUGGAAGAUUUAGCAACAAGAAAGAUUAACCUGCAACUAGAGAAAUAUGUUGGAAGGCCCAUGACAAUACCAAAAAGCAAGCCAAGCACUUCUCUGGUGAAUGAAGCUACUGUACAAGGCAGAGACAAAGACAAGAAGGUAAUAAUUGAUCUGCUUUUGAGGAAGGAUGGCAAUGAUGCUGGAGUUUCUCUGAUUCCCAUCACCGGCAUGGGAGGGAUAGGCAAGACAACCCUUGCUCAGCUUGUCUACAAUGACAGUAGCAUAGUAGAUUAUUUUGAUCUCAAAGCAUGGGUAUGUGUUUCUAAUGAAUUUGAUGUUAUUAAGAUAACGAAAACAAUUCUAGAAUCGGUCACUUCCCAGUCUUGUGAUGUACAUGACUUGAAUUUACUUCAAGUCAAACUAAAGGAAAAGCUAUCGAGCAAGAAAUUCUUGCUUGUUUUGGAUGAUGUUUGGAAUGAGAACUUCAAUGAUUGGAUGAAGCUUCGAUCUCCUUUUGAUGCCGGGAUUACUGGAAGCAAAAUAAUCGUAACAACACGUAGUUCUAAUGUUUCAUCAAUUUUGAGAAGUGUUUCAGAUUCAGAUUACCCUUUGCAAAUUUUAUCAAAUGAUGAUUCUCUUUUUAUGCUUGCUCAUUAUACAUUAGAGAGAGAUGAUUUUAUUGAGCAUCCAGACUUGAAAGAGAUCGGCUUGGAGAUUGUGAAGAAGUGUGGUGGCUUGCCUUUGGCAAUUAAAACUAUCGGAGGACUAUUGCGCACCAAGGUGAAUCAUGAUGCAUGGAAAGAUAUAUUAGAGAGUGAUAUUUGGAAUCUACCUGAAGAGAAAAGUGACUUAACUCCAGCUCUAUGGUUGAGUUACUAUUAUCUUCCUUCACAAUUAAAGCAGUGUUUUGCUUAUUGCUCUUUAAUCCCUAAAGAUUAUGAAUUUAAGGAGGAGGAAAUAGUCUUUUUAUGGAUGGCAGAAGGUUUUCUAAAUGAAUCAAACAUUAAAAGGAAAAUGGAAGAUUUGGGUAGCAAGUAUUUUGAAGAAUUGGUAUCAAGGUCAUUUUUUCAAGCAUCUAGUGAGAAUGAAUCUCAAUUUGUGAUGCAUGAUCUGAUUAAUGAUCUAGCUCAGUUCGUUGCAGGAGAAGUAUAUUUUAAAAGGGAAAGGCAUGAUGAUAUGAAAGGUCCAAUUAAUCGUACUCGCCACUCCUCUUAUAUCAUUAAUCAUUUGGACGGAAUCAACAAGUUUGAAACCUUUUUUGAAGCGAAGUCUCUACGAAGCUACCUACCUUUUGAGAUGAUGCAACAUUCGGAAUGUUUCUUAAGCAAUAACAUUCUCAAUGAUUUACUGGCAUUGAAAUGCUUAAGGGUGCUCUCUUUGAAAAGGUACUACAUCAUAGAAAUUCCUUCUUCUAUUGGAAAUUUAAAGCAUUUGCGCUAUCUAAAUUUCUCUUAUACCAAAAUAAAAAGUCUCCCUGAUUCAAUAUGUAGUCUUUAUAAUUUGGAGACUCUUUUGUUAAGGUAUUGUGAGAAUUUUGAAAAACUACCCCUAAAAAUAGGAAUUUUAGACAACCUAUGUCAUCUUGAUAUAACUGGUGCAAAUUCAAUAGGGGAAAUGCCAAGUGGAAUUGGCAAAUUAACAAAUCUUCAAGUGUUGUCUAAUUUUAUUGUGGGUCAAGGUGAUGGAUUGAAUAUAAGAGAGAUGCAGAAUUUGUUAAAUCUCAAAGGUCAGCUUUGUAUUUCUGAAUUGCAUAAUGUGGAUGAAGCUCAACAUGCAUGGGAAGCUAAGCUAUCUAGUAAGUGUGACCUUGAUAACUUAGAGUUGAAGUGGAGUGCAGAUUUCAAUGAAAAUCUUAGAAAGAAAGAAGUUGAGAAAGAAGUGUUGAACUCGCUUCAACCUCAUAAAGAUAUUAAAGAGCUUGCCAUCAAGUAUUAUGGUGGAACAGAGUUCUCGGAUUGGGUGGAAGAUGAUUCAUUCAAAAAUUUGCUAGUUUUAAGACUUGAAUAUUGUGAAAAUUGCACAUUCUUACCAGGAGUUGGAAAAUUACCACUUUUAAAACAUCUCUAUGUCAAGGGGAUGAGAAGUGUGAUUAGUGUUGGCAAUGAGUUCUAUGGAGUGAAUGGGCCAAAUGUAUUUCCAUUAUUAGAGACCUUGCACUUUGAAGAUAUGCCAAAAUGGAAAGAAUGGAAACUUUAUGAAGUUGAUGAACAAGAUAAGAAAUUUUGUUGCCUUCAAAAACUCUUUAUUGAGAAUUGUCCAAAAUUAGAAAGAACUUUGCCUGAUCAGCUUCAUUCUUUGGAGAAACUUGUAAUUCGUGAGUGCGAAGAAUUGGUAGUUUCAAUUUCGAAUCUUCCAAUGCUAUGUCAAGUUGAAAUUGAUGGAUGCAAAGAAGUAGUGCUUGGGAGAUAUGAUGAUCUAUGGUCUGUUAAAACAAUCAGUCUUUCAAACAUUUCAAAGUUUGCAUGUGUAACAAAAGAAAUGAAGAUGGUAGAGUCGAUGAAAGUAGAAGUUCUCAAAAUUAAAGGUUGUGAGGAGCUGACGUCUUUGUGGCAAACAAAGUGGGGGUGGUUGGCGCCUUUGAGAUCUCUUCGUACUUUAAAGUUUAAAAAUUGUCCGCAAGUCGUGUGUAUAGGAGGAGGGUUAAAGGAGGAGGCAAAAGAAGAGCUUGUGCAAUUAGAAAUACCGUGCAACAUUGAAUUUGUGAGAUUAGCAUAUUGUGAAGGGUUAGAGAGAUUAUCGAAGACCUUUCACAACCUUACAUGUCUUACACGGUUAAGGAUUGAAAAGUGCCCGAAAUUGGUUUCACUUUCAACGGACAACUUGCCUCCAACUCUUAGGACUUUGGAGAUUUGGAGUUGUGAGAAUUUGGAAUGUUUACUGGAUGACAAGGAGAAUAUCAAUUUCAGUAGCACAUCUCUUCUUCAAUCUCUUGAUAUUUGGCAUUGUGAAGCUCUGAAAUCAUUAUCAUGGAGUGGUAAGUUACCCGUGCAGCUUAAGAAGUUGCUUAUUUUAAUGUGUCCAGAGCUUGAAUGUUUAGCACGGGAAAUUGGGGAUAAUACUUGUCUUGAAUCUGUUAACCUCUGGAGUUGUAGAAAUAUUAAAUAUUUACCCCAAGGACUGGACAAGCUCAGCCGUCUUCAACAGAUUUCUUUAAGGGGUUGUCUAAAUCUUCUCCGUCUCCCAGAAGCUCUGCCCAACCUCCACCAUCUUCAACGUUUGACUAUAGGGGGAUGUCCAAGGGUGCAAAAUUCCAUCGGAGAAAGGGGUUUCCCUGCCAACCUAACCACCCUUGAAAUCAAUGACCCCAAUAUUAGUAAGGUAGUAAUGGAGUGGGGAUUGCAUAGACUCACCUCUCUGGCAGAUCUCCACAUUGAUGGUAGUAAUUGUGCCGAUGCGGUGUCGUUUCCUCAGGAGGAGAUAGGAAUGAAGCUGCCCCCUUCUCUCACCCAUCUUACUAUCCAAAAUUUCAAAAAUCUAAGAAAGCUAUCCUCCAACGGCUUUCAAAACCUCACCUCUCUUCAACUUUUGUGGAUCAUCAAUUGCCCAAAGCUCAAAUCCAUUCCCCGAAAGGAAUUGCUUCCCUCGCUUUCGCAACUAUGGAUUAGGGAUUGUCCGGUGCUAAAGAAAAGGUGCAAAAGGGACAAAGGAAAACAAUGGUCCAACAUCGCCCACAUACCUGAAGUGAGAAUUGAUUGCAGAUUCAUCUACGAAUGAUCAAGAGGAAGAAUCAGAGCAUGUCAACUUAGGUUUGGUAGACAUUAAGAAGAAGCUUCUUAGCAUUAGAGUAUGAGCAGUCUUGAAAUCCAUCUCUUUUCCUCUUAAUAAAUGGGGUUGCAGCUUUCACUUCACUCUGCACAUCCUUCAAGCUACUACAGGAUGAACAAAACUCAUGAUUUUGUAUCUCAUACCAAUGCCCUUAGAAUCAAUGAUACAAAGUUUUUCAGGCAGCAUGUAGUCUUUCUGCUGCCUGGUGGAAAAGAUGUGAAUUGAAGACUUAUGAUCCAUUGUUGCCAAGAAGAUAGUCAGCUACCAUUCAUAGAUGACAUUCCAUGGGUGGCAAUGAACGUUUGGAUGCUAUCUUUUCCACAAGAGAGAAAUAAAGCUUCCCACCUUCAUUCACCUUGCGAUGAGAGAAAUAAUGUUUGGAGUAGUUCUUACAAAAAGGCUUUCAAAAGAUCUGCAUAUAGAGGAAUUUGAGUGUGAAUUACCUAAGAAAGAAUGAAAUUCAAACCUUUGGAUGUAAUUCAUUGACAACAAUUAAUACCAAUGGUAAGUUUUCAAAGGUCAAUUUUUGAAUGCAUCCUUAACAGAAUAAAGCCUUCCUCGUAAUUAUCAUGAAUGUUAUUUUCACAAUUCUCUGUUUCUUUAUCUUAAGUUCUAAGCUUAGAUACUUUGAUUACCAACUUUUAAAUAAUUUAGUGGAGCGAAGAAGAUGAUCCAAAUGCAUUGUGAAAUUGGAAGCCAGGUAACUAUAUACUAAUUCUCAUGUUUUACAAAAUAUCAAGUAAAAUAGAAGCAUCAUAAUAAUGGUCUUGUAUUCAAUAUUGAAAUUCUAAAAUUCAACAUUUCAUUGAACUAAACACUAAGGUAGUCAUGCUAUGGUUUUUGAUAAAUCAGGAGUAUUGUGGCAAACUUGGUAUAUAUUAAGAAUAAGAUUUUUAGCAUUAGAGAAUCAGCAAGCCUGAAAUCCAUCUCUUUUCUUCUUAAUGCAAAGGCUGGUGCUUUGACUCGACUCUACACUUCCUUCCAAGUACUAUAGGAAGUAUUUGUUUCUGUCAUCAUUCAUUGGAUGUGAGCAGAAGCAGUAUAAUGACAGUAGCCACUCCACGAGAUGUUCUACCAAUUAAUGUUUGAUGUUUGUAGUUCCUUGCUUGCUUAUGCCAUGGAUGAACAAAACUCAUGAUUUUGUAUCUCAUUCUAAUGCCCUCAAAAUCAAAGUCGGAAAGGUUUCCAGGCAGCAUGUGAGUGUAUGUUUGGGCACUAGUGGAUUUCUAGAUCUUUUCUUCCAAAAAACUCAUCUUAUAGAGCACCCUUAAACCAUGGGCAGUGAUGUUGAUUCAAGAAUGUCUAAUUCCAAAGACUUGAUAGUUAGAGAGCUGCAUGGUGUAAAGUAAUAACCGACUGCCAAAAGUGACUUGAUGGAGAAUUGUGUGGCUAAGGGAAAAAUGGAUGAGAAAGUGACCACCUUAAUUUAAAUGAACAAUGAGGCGUAGUUAUGGUGUUUUAACGACUUGAUGUGCCUCCAGUCUCCACAGACAGUUCAUACCUGGUGAGAUUGUUUCUUCUUAGCAUGUUUUAUAAGGUGAUUAUUGAUGCUAGAAAUUUAGCUUUUUAUUGACAACUUCACGUCAUAUUGUUUACUUGUACUAGAGAAGACUUUUGUAAUCCUAUUAUUUUGAGUAGUGGAAGAAUUUGAACGGACUAUGGUCCCGUGGUUUUUCCCCUUACCAAGGGGUUUUCCACGUAAAAUCUGGUGUCUCGCUUUUAUGGGCCGUUGUUAUUUAAUUUUUUUACAUUGAUAGCUAAUUAUGAAUUACUACUUUAAUUAUCAUACAAUGUAUUUGACUUUUAUAAAGAGGGAUAAAAAUUUGGA
Messenger RNA from Theobroma cacao (cacao), 6246 nucleotides. Lineage: Eukaryota; Viridiplantae; Streptophyta; Magnoliopsida; Malvales; Malvaceae. The record is from RefSeq and is a predicted model, not a curated record.